This is a messenger RNA of Colletotrichum lupini, 1122 nucleotides long. RefSeq lists its product as uncharacterized. NCBI's taxonomy places the organism in Eukaryota, Fungi, Ascomycota, Sordariomycetes, Glomerellales, Glomerellaceae. The record is from RefSeq and is a predicted model, not a curated record. Bases 1 to 1122 code for a protein of 373 amino acids. The transcript has 11 exons.
AUGUCGCUUCCGACAGCCGCGAACUUGCCAAGGAGACAGGUAUUCCAAUUGCACCGAACCGUCCUCCUGGCGAACAAAGUCAUUUGUCUCAUUGGUACUGAGGUGGCCCGGGCCAGGGCGGUGGAAAUGCAGCUUGGUGAGCAUGUGUUUCUGAAUAUCAGCGCUAAUCGUGAAGACCCUCUCGACGACGUCAGACUCCUCUACGACACAUACGGCAUCACGGAGUCGGCGAAGACCGACAGCCCCGACAUCACGACGACAUGGAAUCUACACCAGCGUGCUCGGUAUGUACGGUAUCUCGGCACCACCGCAGUAAUGAAGUGCCGUGUUUUGGUAUCACACUACCAAUGGUAUGCCCAGGCCCAGGCCGGCACAACGACGCCCUCAUCGAUAUGCUCAGCAUUCCGCAGCUGGUAUCAUCAAUCGGUGGUAUUACGACGAUGCCCUUGGUCGAUCGACCGCCUCUUCGAACCACCACAUGCGGAUGAUUACGACGAGAAGCCUCUGGUUACCAGGCAUAAUCUGGCGGUAUGGAAUACACCGAGUAUUGGAACAGAUAGGAAACAAAUGUCCUUCUCGUCGGAUUCCUUACCUCUUCUUCCAUGUAGAGAUAAGACCACAACGUUGAAUCUCCCUGACGCUCUUAGUGGCCUUGCCGAGCACCAAGUCACCUUUUCCUGUAACAUCUUUCCAACGAGACUGUACAUUUGGAGCUCGCCGGACCAUGGCAAUACUUGUACUGACAUGGCUCAAUUACGCCCUAAAAGCGAUGCUCCCGUCUUCUCCUCCACAUGGCAAUAUCUUUGCCGUCGCCUCACGCACGCAUCACGUAUCCAAGGGCAUAUCAAGGACCCUGACAAGAAAGUUAGGGAGUUGCUAUGUUUCAAGUCCAAGCUAGGUACCAGCAGGCCGGGCGCCUAUCGUCUUGCCCUGCAUAGGAGUUUUGACCGAGUCGUAUGCAGCUUCUUCGCUGCCUCCGCGAUCUGCUCCGCGUCUGAGGGCUGGGGCCCUCUACUUGCUAUUUCAUUGAGAGCUUUAAUCAUCUCGUCGGUUGACUUGCUUCCAGACAUGUCUGUCGUCGGUCUAGGGACGAUCAAGGUGUUUAUGAAGAGGAUGAAGUAG